AAAAAAAGCAACUCUUUGACCCUUCUAGUAGUACCUACCUAGGACUGGCUUAGGAGAAAGGUACGUAUGCUGCUGUGCCCUGGCCCGUCCCACCCUGCCUCAUUCUUUUAUAUUUUCAUACUUCUUCCUUCCCUCUCUCCCUCUCUUCUCCUCUCCAUCUUGAUACAUACAAACAUACAUACUCCGACUAUACCACCUAGCUACCUACCUAGCUAUUUACCUAACUACUUGCUUACCUGGCCUGUCCCCCAGUUACCUUCCAACCCACUCUCUCCGCCACUCCAUCAACCUGGUCGUUCGUCGUUGACGUUCUCGGCCGCCGACAAUCCUCGAUUUCUCGUGAUCCCUUAAGGCGACGAAGCCCCCCUACUUCCCUUGGUCAGGGCCCCUUUCAGCACUCCCAAGGUCACAGAGAUGUCUACUGCUCCUGCUGCUCCGGCCUCCGCCGGCCAGGCGCUCGAGAAGAAGCCUGUCAAGUUUAGCAACCUGCUCUUGGGUGCAGGAUUGAACCUCUUUGAGGUCACAACCUUGGGUCAGCCGCUGGAAGUGAUCAAGACGACCAUGGCUGCAAACCGGGGCGAUAGCUUCGCGGGCGCUAUGGCUCGGAUUUGGGGUCGUGGCGGGAUGCUCGGUUAUUAUCAAGGUCUCAUUCCGUGGGCCUGGAUUGAGGCCUCCACCAAGGGUGCCGUCCUCCUUUUCGUCGCAUCGGAGGCAGAGUUCCGUGCCAAGGUUCUUGGUGCGCCCGACUUCGCCGCUGGUAUCGCGGGAGGUAUGGUCGGUGGUAUCGCACAGGCAUACGCGACCAUGGGUUUCUGCACCUGCAUGAAGACAGUUGAAAUUACCAAACACAAGAUGGCCGCCCAGGGCGUAAAGCCCCCCAGUACCUUCGCUACUUUCAUGGAUAUUUACCACAAAGAGGGCAUCCGUGGUAUCAACCGCGGUGUCAACGCCGUCGCCAUUCGCCAGACUACCAACUGGGGAUCCCGCUUUGGUUUCUCUCGCUUGGCUGAAUCCGCCAUUCGCAAGGUUACCAACAAGGAGGAUAACCAGAAGCUGAAUGCCUUCGAGAAGAUUCUGGCUUCUGGUCUGGGCGGUGGCCUUUCUGCUUGGAACCAGCCUAUUGAGGUGAUCCGUGUCGAGAUGCAGAGCAAGACUGAGGAUCCCAACCGCCCCAAGAACCUCACUGUGGGUAAGGCUGCCAAGUACAUCUACGACAACAAUGGCAUCAAGGGUCUCUACCGGGGUGUGGCUCCCCGUGUGGGUCUCGGAAUCUGGCAGACGGUCUGCAUGGUGGCUCUGGGUGACAUGUAAGUGGAACAAACUUUUCCCUUGCCCUGAACUGUCAAUGCCCCGGACGGAGAACUUCCUCCGGGGGUGGCGCUCCGAUCUUCAUGUGAUUACCGAGGAGUGAACUGGAACUAACGUGUGGGUCUCCGUUCCCCCGAAUAGGGCCAAGGAAGCAGUCGAAAAACUGACGGGCGACAAAGUCACCGCUAAGCACUAGAGAAGGUUUGAGAUACCCUUCUGCCAUGUGCGGUCUCGGUCGGAGGGCGGAUAGUUACUGUUUGGGCG
Molecule: messenger RNA, 1572 nt
Organism: Aspergillus sclerotioniger CBS 115572
Lineage: Eukaryota; Fungi; Ascomycota; Eurotiomycetes; Eurotiales; Aspergillaceae
Product: putative mitochondrial DNA replication protein (Yhm2)
Exons: 5
Coding region: 415-1311 (298 amino acids)
Biological process (GO): mitochondrial citrate transmembrane transport; alpha-ketoglutarate transport
Cellular component (GO): mitochondrion
Molecular function (GO): tricarboxylate secondary active transmembrane transporter activity
Source: RefSeq, a predicted model, not a curated record